CUUUGCCAGUUGUCGACGAGGACGCCCACGGACAUCCCGGUGGAGGCCAAAGCCGCGUGGAUGCGACACCGACGUGCUAUAAAUAUACACGAAAGGCGGGCGGCAUGGCGGUCUUUGCACCCGAAAUGAACCUUCCGGUGCUGCAGGCGCUUGACGUCCGCGACCACUUUGCCCAUGUGCAGCGUCUGCAAGCGACGCUGUGUGCGAUGCCCAUGGCGCCCGAUGCCGCGUCCAUCCUCGCGCAGCUCUUCAGCACGCUAGCAACGAUGGAAGCCAAGUUUGCGACCUUUACGACGCACCGCGGCUUGCACAUUGACAGCACGACGUUUCUGCGCUGGCGUGAAAAGCUCGCUGCGGCCAACACACUCGAGCAGACGUACCUGGCGCGCAUCGCGGCGCUCGAAGGCGCGCUUGACGGCCAAGCACCCAACACACCCGAGGGUCCCACCCCCGAGUGCCACGUGGCAGAUGAUGCAAUGACCAAGCCCGCGGACGUCCCGGAGCUGCACGAUCUCGUCGCACAAGUCCACGCGUCGAUGCGCCAGCUUGCGGAGAAGGACGAUGAGAUCCGAUACCUCACGACCGCACUCAAACGACCGACAACACACGAGACCAAGCCAAAGCCAACACGCGCGUCCGGGACCCAAACCGACGACCCGCGACGAAGCCGAGGAAGAAAGGACACGACAGCAGACACGGACGCUCGGCUCGUCGCCGAACUCGACGCCAUUCGGCAACUCGUGGACCCGUCCGCGACGAUGGACGCUGUGUGGAGCCAAGCUGUUGCCAGCGGCGCACUUGCGACCGCUGUUUCGGUCAAGCAACGUGUCGCCUCGUACGUUUCGCAGCACCGAACGCGCCGAUCUUUCUUGGCAGACGACGCCCCAACACUCAAGCCGCGCAUCUUGCACCCGCCGCCGCUGCAAGCGCUACCCCAAGUACAGCCGCGCAGCAAAAGUGCUUUGCGUCGUAUGCCCAAGGUGCUGCCCAACCAAGUGAGUGACAUCCGACCGUCGGAUGACCCAAACAUGCAUCUCAACCUUGACGCGGCACUGCGCAUUUCCAAGGGCCCAACCUUCCAAACGAGCCGCGAGUCGAGCAAGCAACUGUUGCAUACCAGUCGUAGGACGAGUGAGGCAAUGGCCACUGGCCGCCGACAUCAUAUUCUUAUCAACACGGUGCCGUCGUUAUGAGCGAUGA
This is a messenger RNA of Saprolegnia diclina VS20, 1200 nucleotides long. RefSeq lists its product as hypothetical. NCBI's taxonomy places the organism in Eukaryota, Oomycota, Saprolegniomycetes, Saprolegniales, Saprolegniaceae. The record is from RefSeq and is a predicted model, not a curated record. The coding region runs from base 105 to 1193 and encodes 362 amino acids. The transcript is spliced from 5 exons.